Epithele typhae is the source of this 5805-nucleotide messenger RNA. Its product is annotated as acetyl-CoA synthetase-like protein. Gene Ontology annotation, biological process: amino acid activation for nonribosomal peptide biosynthetic process; secondary metabolite biosynthetic process. Gene Ontology annotation, molecular function: catalytic activity; phosphopantetheine binding. Gene Ontology annotation, cellular component: cytoplasm. NCBI's taxonomy places the organism in Eukaryota, Fungi, Basidiomycota, Agaricomycetes, Polyporales, Epitheliaceae. Bases 1 to 5805 code for a protein of 1934 amino acids. The record is from RefSeq and is a predicted model, not a curated record. The transcript has 13 exons.
AUGUCCCUACCACCCUCCAAUAUCCCCUCGACCGAAACCCUCGAACCCCCCGAGUCUGAUAUAGAGGCUCUCGUCGCCUUAGGAACAGACUUUUCUCUACCUUCCGAAGUCACCCAUUCAUGCCUUCAUCGCUACUUCGAGGAUGUCGCACGCAUACACACUGAUCUCCCCGCACUGGCAUUCGACGUGCAGGGUUUGGUCAUUACUAUGUCCUACGGGGAGAUGAAUCGCCGCUGUGAAGAACUUGCUCACUAUCUUGCUUCAACACACGCGGUGGGCCCCGGAGUGAUGGUCCCCCUCUUCUUUACUCGUGGGAUCGACAUGAUAGUCGCGAUUUUCUCUGUGCUUAAGACAGGCGCUGCUUACGUUCCUCUCGACAUUGAACACCCCACAGAGCGCACAACCUCUAUUGUCGACAUCGUGGGUGCACAGCUAGUGCUGACGGAAUCACUGCUCCUCGGAGACCUCCGACACCGCUUGCAAGAAGAGGUCAAUGCUAUCGCUAUCGACGCACUUCCGUCGCUGCCGGAUCCCGUCACCAACUUCUGUUCGCACGGCGCCGGGGAAGACAUCGCGUAUGUCAUUUUCACAUCCGGGACAACGGGUACUCCCAAAGGAGUCGCUGUGCACCACACCGCGGCUGUGAGCGCCGUUAUCGACGGUCCGCGACUGAACCGUGGACUGCGCUCGCGCAACGACCUCCGGAUGUUCCUUCCUAAUAACUACGCGUUCGACUUUACCAUCUGGGACAUCUUCAUCCCUCUCACGUCCGGCGGGUGCCUCUGCAUCGCCACCAAAGAAGACAUGUUCGACGACAUCAACGCCGUCCUCCGCCGCCUCCGGGUCAACGUCAUCAUGUCCACCCCCACGGUCCUCAGCCUCAUAGAGCCCUCCCAAGUCCCCACCCUCGACACCAUGUGCAGCGGCGGCGAGAUGCUCACCGUCCUCGUCCGCGACCGCGCCUUCGCCGCCGGCCUCAAGCUCGGCAACGUCUACGGCCCCACCGAGGCCGCCGUCUGCUGCGUCUUCGCCGAGGUCGACCCCGCGCUGCCCGACCCCGCGAUCAUCGGGCGCCCGUUUGGCGCGAACAGGGCGUACGUGCUCGACGAGGACCUGCGCCUCGUGCCGCGAGGCGCCGUCGGCACACUGUGGACCGCGGGUCCGCAAGUAAGCAAGGGGUACCUCGGACGCCCCGACCUCACCGCGGCGACGUUCCGCCCGGACCCUUUCGUGCCUGGGGAGCGCAUGUAUAACACGGGGGACCUCGUGGCGUGGACGGAAAGCGGGAAUCUGAAGUGUUACGGCCGGGCGGACCAGCAGGUUAAGGUUCGCGGGCAGCGGAUAGAGAUCUUGGAGAUCGAGACGACGAUGGCGGAGGUGCGCGGGGUGCAGAACGCGUGCGUAGUCAAGCGCGCGAGGGGCGGACGCGAGGAUCUCGUCGGUUUCUACUCUCCUGAGCCUGGAACCGACGUCGAUGUUGCCCACGUUGAGGGAGCGAUUAUGCUCGCGGUGCAGCGCAAGUUGCCGGUGUACAUGCAUCCGUCCGCCCUCGUCCACCUCGGCAAACUUCCGGCGACCGUAAAUGGCAAGGCGGACCGCCGACUCCUCGGUCAAUGGGCGCUUGACCUCCCGCUGGUCACGGAAAACGUUGCUACUACAGAAGCCACCGUCGCGGAGUGCUGGGCAAAGAUCCUCAAAAUUCCCGUGGCUUCUGUACCCAUCGACAGACCGUUCUACCAGUGCGGCGGCGAUUCCAUCUCGAUUAUCCACCUCGCGGCAGCCCUCCGCGUGAAGGGCUUCGAUGUCAAGACAAGCGACCUACGGAAAGCGACCACAGUGAAGGCCCAAUCACGUUUGACGAUGUCGUCAACACACGCGCCUCUAGAACAAUCUUACCUUCCCUUGUCUCUCAUGAGUACUGCGAAGGUGACUCUGGACGACGUUGCGGAGCUUACCGGAUGGGAAAAGGACUCCAUAGAAGAUGUAUAUCCGUGCACUCCGUCAGUGGCGGGUCUCGUUUCGCUUGCUACGACAAAUCCUCAGAGCUACUUGGCUCAACAUGCUUUCCGACGCGCCGGCCGGUACAAAGCUGACGCAUUAUGCGCAUCUUGGAAAACCGUAGUUGCACACCAUCCAAUUUUACGCACGGCCUUCGUCAUCCCUCCCGCUCCCGCCACAGACAUCUUGCAGGUUGUUCAGAAGUCCGAUGCGCUCGAAAUGUCCUGGACGUUCCACUCGGCCGUCGACGAUGCGGCCUUAGAUUCAGCUGUCACCACCUAUCUCGAAUCCUCGCGCCGAGCCGGAUUCCGCAUUGGCGCCAUCCCCACUCGCGUCGGUUUGUUCGAGGGCCCGACAUCAUCAGUCAUGGUUUUGCAGGUCCACCACUCGCAGUAUGACGGUUGGACCCUUCCGAUCAUCCUCGAAAACCUCCAGAAGGCCUAUCACUCCAUCGUCGAAGGUAUCACUCGCCCACACACGGACCACCAAACCCGCUUUUACGCGGAAUUCGUGCAGUGGACUCUACAACAAGAUACGGAUGAAGCCCUCUCCUUCUGGCGUUCUGAACUAGAAGACGCAACGCUCCUAUCUUGGCCGAAGGUCCCUCACGAUGCCGCCGACGUCGCUACCGACAUGCUAGUCUCCGCGGUUUGGACGCCUCCUGGACUUUCCUCGCUGGCAAGCUUCUGCCAGGACCAUAACGCGACACCGUCGAGUCUCAUCCGUCUGGCGCUAUCUAUCGUGCUAGGUAUGCACGCGAACAGCGACGACGUUCUCUUUGGCAUCGUGGCCUCUGGUCGGUCCGUCGACCUCCCUGGCAUCGAAGACGUCGUGGGCCCAUGCAUCACCACUCUGCCUUGCCGCGUCCGCCUCCCUCCAGACGCGUCACUCGCGACCCUCCUUACGGACAUCCAAUCGCGUUCCAGCGCCACAGCCUCAUACGAGUACUCCGGACUGGCAGACAUUAUCCGCACCAGCCCCUUCAGUCGCUCGCGGAGCAUCUUCCAAGUGCUGCUCACGGUGGAGAACAUCCCCGAACUUGACCUACACGCGCACCCACUCUUUGGAGAGGACAUCCACGGCCACCAGAUGGAGAUGAACUACGCGCUUGGCGUGACGGUCUUCCCGCUCCAGAACGACGGCGGGCUCAAGUUCGACAUCGAGUACGACAGCCGCCACUUGUCUGCCGCGGACGUGCGCUGGUUCCAGACCCACCUGCUCGCGACCCUGGACGCCAUCCUCCGCCACCCGACGUCGACGCUCGCGAACCUCGACAUCGUCUCAGACGAAGAGCGCGCGUUCCUGCAGAAUGUCGGCAUCGGACUCGCCCCCGACCCAACGCUCGCGGCGGAGCCCCUCGUCCACCGGCUCAUCGAGAAGACCGCGGUGGCGCACCCCGAGCGCGUCGCCGUCGAGCACUCGGGCGGGCGCACGCUCACGUACGCGGAGCUCGACGCGCUCGCGGACCGCGUCGCGCACGGGCUCGUCGCGCUCGGGGUGCGGCACGAGACGCCUGUGCCCGUGCUCUUCGACAAGGACGGGGACCAGACGGAGGCCGUCGUCGCGAUCGUCGCGCUCAUGAAGGCUGGGGCCGCUUUUGUCCCGAUUGACGUGGGCUGGCCUGCGGCGCGUGUCGCGGCGUGCGUGCGCCAGUGCGAGGCGCCGUUCGUGGUGUGCGACGGAGUCGGGGUGCCGGAGGUUGCGCACGGGCUGGGGGUGCCGGUCCGGACGGUGGGAGAGCUUGCGCGCGGAAGGAGCCAUGGGGGGCGGUGCGUGGUUAAGGAGCAGACACCGCAGUCGCUGGCGUACAUCAUCUUUACGAGCGGGUCGACUGGGGAACCGAAGGGUGUUAUGAUCGAGCACCGGAACAUCAUGGGCUAUGUCGCAAAUGGCACGACGGUAUAUCCCAUCCAGGAUGUCAAACGUCUUCUGCACUUCUCUCCCUUCUCCUUCGAUCAGGGUCUCGGCGACAUCUUCAUGGCGCUCACUAAGGGUGCUACCCUUGUCCUCGCGAACAUGGCCGACGUCCUCACCGACCUCUCAGAAGUCUUGAAUUCAACCCGCGCCGAUUACACGGUGCUGACUCCUGCUAUCACCCAGCUCAUCCGAGCCGAUGUCGACCAUCCACAUCUGAAGAGCCUGCUGGUGGGCGGGGAGAAGCUCCCCGGUCAACUCGUUGACCGCUGGAAGGGGAAGGUUGCCUUCAUGGACGACUACGGUCCCACCGAAGUCACGGUCAGCUGCGUAGGAAUGACCUUCACCGCGGACACCAACGUCCCUGCGGGCGUCAUCGGCAGCCCAUACGGGGACACCCGGGCGUACAUCGUCGACCCGCGCCGCCCAGACACCCGCGUCCCCGUCGGCGCCGUCGGCGAGCUCUGCCUCUCGGGCAACCAAGUCGGGCGCGGAUACCUCGGCCGCCCCGACCUCACCGCCGCCGCCUUCGUGCCCGACCCGUUCGCGCCCGGGCUGACGAUGUACCGCUCCAACGACCGCGCUAGGUGGACGAGCGACGGGCUGAUCGAGUACCUCGGCCGGCAGGACGACGCGUUCGUGAAGCUGCGUGGGCUCCGCAUCGAUCCGGGCGAGUCGGAGGCGCGAUCGCUGCUGCUGGAGCUGAGAGGGCAGCCGCAUCUCGUCGCGUUCGUCAGCAAGGCGCUCGCGCCCGCCGGCGAGGCACGGCUCGUCCUGCUCGACCCGGAAAAUGCGGAUGCGGAUGCGGACGGUGCGGACGCGGUGAAGCCGUGGCUCACGACCCUGAUCGAUGCCUGUCGGCAGGCCGUGCCAACGUACGCCGUCCCGACGGUGUGGCUCGCGCUUGCCGCGAUGCCGCAGAACGCGAACAGCAAGUUUGACCACAAGCAGCUCCGGAGGUUCUGGGGCACGCUCGAACCCGCGCGCAUCGAAGCUGUGUCCACGGCGCUCACGCAGACACACGCGCCCCGCACGCCGGAGGGUCGGGCGGAGCAGCUCAUCGCGCGCGUGUGGGCGGAUGUGCUCGCGCGGGAUGCCGAGGCGCUGUCGGUGCACGACGACUUCUUCGCGCUGGGAGGCGACUCGAUUGGGGUGGUGCGCAUGCUCGCGGGGCUUAAGGCGGCGGGAGUGUCGAUCUCAUUGAAGGACUUUGGUGCGGACCCCACGGUCGUUGCGCUCGCGGCGCGGAUCGACGAGGCAGUCCUCACGGGCACAUCGUCGCCUCAGUCGAGCGACAGCGGUCUCCCCGGAGUUGCAAAUGGGCUGGCAUGGCAAGUGCAAAUGGGUGAUGUCGAUGAGUCCGCGGCUCCGCUGUGGCUCAUCCAUGACGGUGGAGGACUUGGGAACGAAUACGAGAACUUGGGGCCUCUUUCCCGAUCUGUCUACGCCGUGUCGAAUCCAACAUCGACGCUGGCCGAGCUGGAGGCCCAGUUCCCUACUUUCUCCAGCUACUGUGGGCGGAACCCUCGCCCUCACCCUCGCCCGCGCCGCGCCGCCGCCGGUCUUCCCGUCCAUGGCGUGGUCCUCCUCGACAGCUACAACUCCGAAGGCUGGCGCCGCGCUCUUUUCCCCGCGCGCUGCGACUUCCCCGUGCUACUUGUGCGCGCGGGCGCGAGCCGCGCGAGAGAGGAGAUCGAGAAGGCCGGCUUCGUAGUGCCGUACGCGAGGGGGCAGCGGGGGCGAGCGUUGACAGUGGGAUGGCGGGAUCGUUGUCACCGUCGGGGCGCGGACCAUUACAGCCUCAUGCGGGACCGGGCGUUGUGCGCGGAGGCUUCGAAGGCAGUGGAUGAGUGGCUCCGUCGCCAGACGUUGGCAUCGUCCUCUGUUGCGUAG